This is a messenger RNA of Morus notabilis, 1989 nucleotides long. RefSeq names its product transmembrane protein 87A. Gene Ontology annotation, cellular component: Golgi apparatus; membrane. The record is from RefSeq and is a predicted model, not a curated record. Lineage: Eukaryota; Viridiplantae; Streptophyta; Magnoliopsida; Rosales; Moraceae. The coding region runs from base 154 to 1713 and encodes 519 amino acids. The transcript is spliced from 5 exons. Gene Ontology annotation, biological process: transport.
GCUACAUUACUUCUCCGACACUCUCCCUCUCUCCACUUCCACAACAACAACAACAACUGUUACGCUGACACUCCAACCAACAACUGCCUUUCCCUCACUUGCCCCCCUUUCCUCUCUCUCUCUCUCUCUCUCUCUCUCUCUCUAAACCAAAUCAUGGAACUGAGAAUCCAAAACUCCUGUAAUGGCGUCCCCAUCGCUCUCUUCUUCUUCUUCCUCAUUUUGAUCACCGCCACCGACGCCUCAAUCCACAUCUACGACAACCAAAUCUUCCGAGAAGUCGGCAACUCUUACCUCCUCUCCGGCGGCAGCGAAGGCAUUCUCGCUUCUCUCUCCGACGACGACGGUUCCUCCUCCUCCUCGAUCCACGAUGGCCGCUCCUAUAUCAGAUUUGAAAAUAUCACAUUUUGGAGAAGCAAGGCUGCUGCUAAGGGACGUCGUAGUGGGUUGGUACAAAUUAUAAUAUUUGAGGCUGCUGACCGUAACAAUAUCGGUGGUUCGGCUUAUGGUGGACAAAGAGCUAUAUGUUGUACUCCUGAUCUUGCUAAGAUGGAAGGUUGUAAGCAAGGUGAAGUCAUUAGGAUACCUUCUGCAACAGAGAUUAACUGGCCUAUAGUUUUGAGUGCACAGUUCAGAGGGAAUUCUCUAUUUGCACGCAUGCAUGAUAAGGAGGUUUCCAUCACAAAAACUGGAAUGUAUAACUUAUUUUUUGUAGCAUGUGAUCCAAAGCUCAAGGGUCUAACAAUGAAUGGAAAGACGUCAUGGAAAAACCCUGAUGGUUUUCUACCUGGUAGAAUGGCUCCAUUGAUGAGUUUUUAUGUUUACAUGUCACUUGCCUAUUUCUUGCUCAGCGUGAUUUGGUUCUCUCAGUAUGUGAGGUUUUGGAAGGAUAUUCUGCAACUUCAACAUUGCAUUGCGGCUGUAAUUGGUCUUGGCUUGUUCGAGAUGAUUCUUUGGCAUAUUGAGUAUGUGCAUUUUAAUAAUACCGGUACGAGGCCUGUUGCAAUUACAACAUGGGUUGUGACAGUUGGAGCUGUUAGAAAAACACUCUCUCGCAUUCUUAUCCUCUCAGUUUCAAUGGGUUAUGGUGUAGUGCGACCCACCCUUGGUGGUCUUACCUCAAAGGUGAUUCUUCUUGGAAUAACUUAUUUUUUGGCAACUGAAUUGCUGAAUAUUGCUGAGUAUGUGGGAACAAUCAAUGACAUAUCUGGACGAGCAAGACUGUUUUUAGUCCUGCCUAAUGCGUUUCUGGAUGCAUUUUUGAUACUAUGGAUAUUUACCUCUCUCUCAAGAACCCUAGAGCAGUUACAGGCAAAGAGAAGCUCCGUAAAGUUGGACAUAUAUAGAAAGUUCUCAAAUGCACUAGCAGUUACAGUGAUUGCCUCGAUUACCUGGAUAACUUAUGAGGUCUACUUCAAAGCGACGGACCCAUUUAACGAAAGGUGGCAGAGUGCUUGGAUCAUCACUGCUUUCUGGGACGUUCUCGCGUUUUCAUUGCUUUGUGUUAUCUGCUAUCUUUGGGCCCCAUCUCAGAGUUCUCAACGGUAUGCUUACUCAGAGGAACUGAGAGACGACUCUGAUGAUGAAGAAGCUCGGUCUCUGACAAGGGGAAAGUCAGAGGGUGAUCUCAGCUUAGUCAAGCAAGAGAGAAAAGAGAAGGAUGUUGGUGAUGACGACGACGAGGAAGAUGAUGGAGAAGAAAACAAGAGGGAAUGAUAAAAAGAUGCUUCUUUCAUCAGUGACCUUGUUUUUUUCCGCUGCAUUUUCCUCCUCGUGGCUCUUGCAAGAAAGGCAGCUCAUCAACCCGUUGGACAUAAAGCCUUUGCUUGAUCUGCAUAGAUGAGUUGUAAAGUUUUGCUACAAACUGAAUCUAUAGGUUGUUAGAUUUGUUGUAUUUGUUUAGUGUCAGUUUUGGUUUAUUGUGUAUGUAAAUCAUAUGGAUGCCCUGUUUUUAAGGAGAUGAAAUGAAGGAAGAAGCUGACUGUAUGAAAA